This is a messenger RNA of Penicillium taxi, 1947 nucleotides long. RefSeq names its product serine/threonine-protein kinase. NCBI's taxonomy places the organism in Eukaryota, Fungi, Ascomycota, Eurotiomycetes, Eurotiales, Aspergillaceae. The record is from RefSeq and is a predicted model, not a curated record. Gene Ontology annotation, molecular function: ATP binding; protein serine/threonine kinase activity; tau-protein kinase activity. Gene Ontology annotation, cellular component: cytoplasm. The transcript has a single exon. Bases 1 to 1947 code for a protein of 648 amino acids. Gene Ontology annotation, biological process: microtubule cytoskeleton organization; protein phosphorylation; intracellular signal transduction.
AUGGGUACUGCGCAGAACGAGAGAAGCGGGGCAGCAGGCUUGAGAAUUGAGACCUCAUUCCGUCAGAGAACAGGAUGCAAUGGAGAAGAUGAGGCAAGGCAUACGUCGGCAGCCGAUAGUGAUGGUAUCAAGAGCGACCGCAUCAACAUAACUCGUGAUUACAGCGCGCGUCGUCGCGAUACUGAUGAAGACCGUAGUAGGUUAAAUGAUUUUCAUUCAACCACGUCGCCCAUCUCAGUCCCCCGCUCCGAUGGCCGACCUAUAGACGAUGACGACUAUCCUCACAAGCCAGACGAGGUAGAUGGAUCGCCUUUAGACAGCUAUCUUCAGGCACGCCGCCCUUCUAUAAGCUUCAACCCUAAGGUUUCUAUUGAUUCUGGCCAUGAAUACCCAUUGGAGCGGUCUCGAGAGCGGCCCCCACUGAAGUUUGAAUCUCGGACUUCUGGCCUCCGAAAUGCUCUUUCUCAGGACGACGAGUCAUUCCCUAAAAGCCACGGUCCAUGGGAAUGGAACUCGAAACGAGGUCAGCAUGAGCGGGGUAUCCCGACCGGAUCCUCCCGCGCCCGCUCUGUGGUGAGUCCGAUGAAUGAGUCAAUAGAAGGGCCAACGUCUCUCACUUCGCUUUCAACGGCAUCACCGCUCGUUGACGAAGUGAGAACACCACCGGGAAGUAAUAAAGAUGAUUUACUGUCACCAAUUUACUUUACUUCUCCCUCUCACCAGUUCUCAUCCCCUGUGGAACGCAGUGCCUCCUGGUCAGGAGAUGCGUUGACAAUAUUUGGAAGCAAGCCUCGCAGUUCCACUAUGGAUCGAAGCAGCAGUCUGCGAAAUCCUAUGCGCAGUUCACGCCGCUCUACCGCCACAUCCAGCGGUAAAUCACCGGCCAGCAUGUUCCUUUCCAUGUGGUCCGGUCAAAAUGAAGAGCCUGUUACCCAACCUGACGAGGAAGGCCAAAUGGUGGGAACUGACUACGUCCUUGGCAAACAGAUUGGCUUUGGAGGCUUCAGUGUUAUAAAGGAGGCCUUCAAAGUGGAAGAGCAAGGGCAAGCUAAACGACUGGCCGUCAAGAUCGUUAAGAAACAAGUGACAGGCCGCAGUGAGAGUGAAAAUGAAGGCGUACAAGCUGAAUUUGACCAUGAGGUGCGAGUCUGGCGGUAUCUUAACCACCCCCACAUCUUGACUCUUGAUUCGGUUUACGAAACGGAUUAUGCGACCUUCUGCUUCACAAAGCUUGCCAUCGGUGGAAGCCUGUUUGACUUUGUCCGCCAAAACCGUCAGGGCCUUGAUACAGCUCUUGCGAAGAAAUACUCCUAUCAACUAGCAUCUGCCGUACGGUAUCUCCAUGAAGAUGCCCGCAUCGUUCACCGAGAUAUCAAACUUGAGAAUUGUCUCCUUGAUCCUGUCAAACAGCCAGACGGCACGGUAUCUUCGACAUUGGUGCUCUGCGACUUCGGCAUGUCAGAAUGGAUGGUGACAGAUGGUGGCGAUGACGGCCCUGAUCCAUAUGAUAAAGCUACCGACCGACCGCCACUUAAACAAAUGGGCCCGGCAGACUCAAGCACCAGCGUUGCAGGCAGUCUUGAAUACGCCUCUCCUGAAUUACUUCAAUCAACCAAUGGAUUGAUCCAUCCUUCGGUUGAUGUAUGGGCCUUCGGUGUCAUUGUCUACACUGUCAUCGUAGGCUCUCGACCAUUCCAAGACUCGUUCACGCCUCGCGUCCAGUCAAAGAUCAUGGCGGGAGAAUGGAACCGUGACGCCAUUUUCGGCGAUAUCGAUGAUGAAACCCUUUUGCGAGAUCGUCAAGAAGCGCUCGAUUUGAUCGAAGGCUGUCUUGAAAUGGACGUGCGUAAGCGUUGGACUAUUCGCGAAAUCCUCGACUGUGCCUGGCUUCGUGAUAUUGCUGCAAUCCAUGAAGAGAGCUCACCGGAGUCUGCAUGGAGCCUUUAA